Aethina tumida (small hive beetle) is the source of this 987-nucleotide messenger RNA. Its product is annotated as mannose-P-dolichol utilization defect 1 protein homolog. Gene Ontology annotation, biological process: oligosaccharide biosynthetic process. NCBI's taxonomy places the organism in Eukaryota, Metazoa, Arthropoda, Insecta, Coleoptera, Nitidulidae. The record is from RefSeq and is a predicted model, not a curated record. The transcript is spliced from 2 exons. The coding region runs from base 75 to 821 and encodes 248 amino acids.
AUGUUACGUGUAAAAUGAGGUUGACAAGUGUCAAAUAAUUUAAAUAACCGCACUUAAAAUACCCAAACACUCAAAUGUUAGAUGUGAGAAUGAACGCCACAGCUUUCGAGUGGUUCCGCCAAGCGGCCCUUUUAAUCCUGACACCGAAAUGUUUCGAUAACUAUUUUAUCGAAUUCAAUUUUUUCGACGGUCCCUGUUUUAGCGCGACGUUGAGCAAAGCGCUCGGAAUCGGGCUGAUUUUGGGGUCGAUACUCGUUAAGUUGCCGCAGAUCAUAAAAAUUGUGAAGAACAAGAGCGGUGAAGGAAUCAGUUUACCCAGUGUGUCUCUGGAUUUGACGGCCAUAACGAUCUAUGCAGCCUACAGCUUUGUCAAAGGGUUUCCAUUCAGUUCGUGGGGUGAUGCCACCUUCCUUGGAAUCCAAACUGUUUUAAUAGCAGUAUUUGUGCUGUGGUAUCAGGGCUCAAAGUCCUUGGGUUUAAUGUACUUGAUAGUGUUCAUUGGUGUCUGUUACGUUAUGGCUGGCGGCAUAACACCGAUAAAAACCUUAUGGUACUUACAAAGCUUUAACAUUCCCAUUGUUGUGUCUGGAAAAUUACUGCAAGCCUGGACCAAUUACAAAAACGGACACACUGGGCAGCUCGCCGCUGUUACGUUGUUUAUGCUGUUGUUCGGAUCGGCGGCGAGAAUUUUCACAUCUAUUCAAGAAACUGGCGACAGCGUCGUCAUUUUGACGUACAUUGCAAGUACGGCCGCUAAUGCGGUCCUUGUAGCUCAACUUUUGUACUACUGGAAUGUAGAUAUUAAAAAGAAGGCUGAUUAAAAAUAGUUAAUGUUUAAAAGUAGGAACAAAUUGACUUUUGUAUAUGCAUAAGUUUAAAACAAGUUUUAACUGGUUUCCAUGGAUUUUAUUUAUAUUAUCUUUUCAUCAUGUAAGGAAAUAUCACAAACAAUUUAUUUAAUAAAAUGUGUUUAUGGUUUUCAGAAUA